GCCACAUCCUCCUCCGCCGAGUGCCCUCAACCUGCACCUCUCCUCCUUCCUAGCCGCCUGCCAGCGGCACCUGCCGCUGCUGAAGCCGCUGACAGCUGCCUCAGGCGCCCCCCUGGAGUCCAGGUUGCUGCUGCUGCGGGUGCUGCGGGUGCUGCUGCGGCUGGAUGCCGGGGGCCUGCUGCAGCCGGGCGCUGCACUGGACUUCGCACUGAACAGCUACUGCGGCUUGCUGGACACAGGAGCUAAACCUGGAUACCGUGGCACCUGGACCCCGGCGCUCCAGCUGCUCCCCACCCUCGCAGCCCACCUGCCGCCUGGAGAGCCCCUGAACCGACUGUUCGGCCCCGCUCCACCACUUCCUGCAGCCGCCAGCAUUCCAGGGACACCCGCAGCAUCCGCUGCCGCAGCAGCCGCCACGACAGCAGCAGCACCCAUGCAGCCUCAGUCCGCGGGCGCAGUGACGCUUCUGGUGCCCUGCGUGUGUCCCAGCAACUCCCGCAGGGACCACCCUGACCCCUCCGCACCCGCCGCCCUCGACAUGUCCAUGCGCCUGCAUGCGCUCAUGCUCACACUCGUACAGCUGUCAUACACUGCUGCUGCUGCUUCGACGGCGAUUGCGGCGGUUGCAGCGUCGAGUACAACAACAGAUUCUGCUGGUGCCGGGGAUAGAGCCGCUGCUGCCGUACAAUCUGUCCUGACUGGACACGCUGCUGCAGCCUCGUCGUUGCUUGAAUCGUUGCUAAUCGUGGUACAGGACAUGGGAGGACCCAUGGGUCACUUGCUGCAAACAAAGCUGGUGCGCAUGUUUGCUCGGGUCGCUGCUGCUGCCUGGAACGGGACAGACGCCGCUGUGGCUGCGACAAGCACCACUGCUGCGGCGGACGGCGCUGGUACGGGACCAAUGCACGCCGCCAGCAUCACCAGUCAUUGGCCUGGAGCAACC
Molecule: messenger RNA, 943 nt
Organism: Astrephomene gubernaculifera
Lineage: Eukaryota; Viridiplantae; Chlorophyta; Chlorophyceae; Chlamydomonadales; Astrephomenaceae
Source: the annotation of a GenBank genome assembly